GUAGAAAGAGCUCUUAUCGGGCUUGAAUACAGCUGGGUGGGCGCCUAGUGGCCGCCUAUUACUCAAGGCACUGUGCUUAAAUACAGUGUCCCUAGGUACCCACUGCCAGGGCAUCUCCAGAUUCCAGGCAGCGUCCUGGCUACCUACAAUUAGGUACCUGUUUAGGUCCCUGAGCCUACCUAGGUACCUACCUUAGGCUGGCCAGUGGCACACUUUAUCACUAAACAGCCCUAAGCAGCACCCCGAGGUCUAGCGCUGAGCAUACCUAAGGUACGCUAAACGCACGCUGAGCUUGCCGCCGCCGGAAGCAGUUUUCAAGCCAGCCAAACACGAACUCCUAGCUAACCCCACUACCACCGACCUAGACAACGAACGGCCCGCAUAGAAAGCUCUCGAACUUCGUUGCCAAUUCUCAGCCCUGCUCGCAUAUAUCUGCCUUGUCUGCCCUCUCGUUGCUUGCCGGGGCAAUCAGACAGUCUACUUAUCCUAUCCCGAGUUCUAGCAACUCUUCUCCCGUAAAAGCUUCCUUGAUUCCCACAGUUCGUUCAGUUAGCUUUGCACUUGAACCUUGAUAUCGCCUGUUCGUCACACCCCGCAAUCACCAUGGCGUCUGCAGAUGAGCUCAAGACGUUGGGCAAUAAUGCCAUGGCCGCGAAGAACUUUGAUGAGGCUAUAGAUGCUUUCACCAAGGCCAUUGAACUAGCGCCCGAAAACCACGUCCUCUACAGCAACCGCUCUGCUGCCUACGCCUCCAAGAAAGACUGGGCAGGUGCUCUUAAAGAUGCCGAGAAGACGACAGAGAUCAAGCCCGACUGGCCACGAGGCUGGGGACGGAAGGGUGCCGCUCUUCACGGUUCCGGUGACUUGCUUGGAGCCAAUGAUGCAUACGAGGAGGGUCUAAAGCUAGACCCUAAUAAUGCUGGUCUGAAAAGCUCCUUAGCAUCUGUGAAGAGGGCCAUGGAACAAGAAGCUGGUGGUGCUGGCGGGUUCGGUGGUGAUGAUCCAAUGGGAGGCAUUGGCAAGAUGUUUAGCGAUCCCAAUCUCCUCACAAAACUCAUGAACAACCCCAAGACGAGUGGCUAUUUCUCCGAUCCUUCCUUCAUUGCCAAGGUUCAGGCACUGCAAAAGAACCCUCAGAACACCCAAGAACUAUUUAGCGAUCCCAGAAUGAUUCAGGUACUCGGCGUUGCCAUGGGCAUAGACAUGGACAUGCGCGCACCUGAAGAUAUGCCUGGCGGUGCUCCCGGAACUUCAUCGAAGGAAGCUGAGGAAGAUGUCGAGAUGCCCGACCGAAAGCCUUCACCAGCCACCAAGGCCCCUGAACCCGAACCUGAACCUGAACCAGAGCUUGACGAGGAAGCUCUGGAGAAGAAGAAGGCGAAGGAGGAGGCUGACAAGGAGAAGGCACUCGGCACUGAGAACUAUAAGAAGCGAAACUUCGACCAAGCUAUUGCACACUACACUAAGGCUUGGGAUCUACACAAAGAUAUUACAUAUCUGAACAACCUGGGCGCAGCCCAUUUCGAGAAGGGUGAUUAUCAGGCUUGCAUUGACGCUUGCACCAAAGCUAUUGAAGAAGGUCGCAUGAUCUACGCCGACUUCAAGAUGAUUGCUAAGUCGUAUGCCCGCAUUGGAUCUGCCUACGAAAAGAUGGGCGACUUGGCGUUAGCUGUUGAGAACUACCAGAAAUCUCUCACCGAGCACCGGACACCAGACACUGUCAACAAACUUCGCGCUGCCGAACGUAAGAAGAUCGAGGCGGACAAGUCAGCCUACGUUGAUCCAGCCAAGGCUGAAGAGGCCCGUGAAGAAGGCAACAAGAAGUUUAAGGAGCAGGACUUCCCUGGCGCAGUUUCCGCUUAUUCUGAAAUGAUCAAGCGUGCUCCUGAGGAUCCCCGUGGCUACAGUAACCGUGCUGCAGCCUUUGUUAAGCUUUUCGAGUUCCCCAGUGCGCUCGAUGACUGCAACGCCGCAAUCAAGAAGGACCCCAAAUUCAUCCGUGCCUACAUUCGUAAGGCGCAGAUUUACUUUGGCAUGCGCAAGUAUUCUGAGUGCAUUGAUGCUUGCAACGAGGCCACUGAAAUAGACAACAAGCACCACAACGGUGCCAACGCACGCGAGAUUGACCAACAACAGCAGAAGGCUUUGCAAGCCAUGUAUGCGGCUCGAGAGAAUGAGUCCGAGGAACAGACCCGAGAUCGCUUGAUGAAGGACCCAGAGAUUAUGUCCAUCAUGCAAGACCCUGUUAUGCAAUCCAUUCUUCAACAGGCUCAGUCGGACCCUGCUGCGCUCCAGGAGCACAUGCGGAAUCCCGCUGUAGCAAGCAACAUUCGAAAGCUGAUAGCUGCCGGCGUUAUUCGUGUCGGCCGAUAAGCGGUAUGAAUGGAACAAGGCGUUUACGGGAAACUGGCGUGGAACUGGUAAUUGAUGAUGAGCAUGCCAAAACUUCAUGAUACCAACUGAUACUGAACGAUAUCGAAUGUGAGCUGCUCUGUGUGUGCAUUGCAAAUUCUAGGUAGUGAAUGGUCAGGCUUUUAGGGACUCGCAAAUGCAUUGGAAUCGUUUUUGUCAAUUAAUCGAAUUUCAAAAUGAAACAAUAAACCAUAAUAACCAUAUGCUCCCUCCAAAAUUUCCGCCGUGUGACAGAUAUAUGCCUGCUUCGUAAAAUGUCUAAUUUACUCCUCGUAGAACCCUUCUGCU
This is a messenger RNA of Xylaria bambusicola, 2700 nucleotides long. RefSeq lists its product as uncharacterized. The record is from RefSeq and is a predicted model, not a curated record. Gene Ontology annotation, molecular function: Hsp90 protein binding. The transcript is spliced from 4 exons. Bases 604 to 2373 code for a protein of 589 amino acids. Lineage: Eukaryota; Fungi; Ascomycota; Sordariomycetes; Xylariales; Xylariaceae.